Messenger RNA from Dufourea novaeangliae, 1890 nucleotides. Its product is annotated as tyrosine-protein kinase Drl-like. Gene Ontology annotation, molecular function: protein tyrosine kinase activity; ATP binding. The transcript has 9 exons. Gene Ontology annotation, biological process: axonogenesis; cell surface receptor protein tyrosine kinase signaling pathway; positive regulation of kinase activity. The coding region runs from base 1 to 1890 and encodes 629 amino acids. NCBI's taxonomy places the organism in Eukaryota, Metazoa, Arthropoda, Insecta, Hymenoptera, Halictidae. Gene Ontology annotation, cellular component: signaling receptor complex. The record is from RefSeq and is a predicted model, not a curated record.
AUGUUAUUCUGUGAGACAAUGCGGUGGAAUGUUGGAUACUGUAAUCUGCUGCGAUGCAAGUUCUUCAUACUUCUGGUGCUUGUCGGCUGCAGCGAUGGAUACCUGAAUAUAUUCAUCAGCCAGUCCCAGGUCAUGAAGCUUUUGGGACUCGACGCUGAGCUGUACUAUGUCAAGGAGGGGGUGGUCAAUACAUACGCAAUGAACUUCGUCGUUCCAGUGGCAGCGUCCGUUGCGGACCUCGAGUUCUCCUGGCAAAGCCUCGUCGGACAUCCGCUGGCGUACUCCAUGGAGCUGGAUUAUGACGUAGUAGGUGUCCCUGGCAGCGCUUCCGGUACGAUGGCUCUGCUUCAGCCCAGGGUAAAUGUCUCAGCACGAGGAGAGGUGCCAGUCACCUUGCAGGUCUUCAGGAUUCGGUUACCGUGCUCGGGGCUGGUUAGUGCCGAAAUUCCGCUGGCUCUGAGGUUAAAUGUCACUGCUCCCGCUGGCACUAGAUACAACGACACCAUUCUGGUUUUCAAGAGAAACAAAAUUUGUUUCAAAGGAGUGGAGGCGCCUCCGAGGAACGACUCAGUUCGUUUAGAGCCGGGACCUCUGGUGAAUGGUGCCGGGGCACUUUACGUAGCGGCGACGUGUGCGUGCGCCUUAAUAUUAGUCGUCGGAAGUGUCGCGAGCGCCCUGUAUAUUCGCAACAGCAAGGCCCACAUUCAAGAAUCACAGAAAACACUGCCCUGCUGCAGCUAUUCGGCGGCAGACACCGGCGGCUUGGCCAGAAGUUCUGUUCUGGUUAGGGUCGACCCACGGCCCGGAAGCGCGAAUUCCGGAAGUUACGCGACCAUUGCGGACCUGGAGUCGCUCUACGCGAGACCCUGCGGUUCCAGGGCGAGUUACUACGCUUCCAGCCAUGUGACGCAUCUGAGCCAGACGAACGAUCCUUGCGAGAAGGCCAGAGCACUUGCUGUGUCCAGGUCCGCGAUGUACUGUCGCAAUCUUGUGCAGGAGGGCACCUUCGGCCGCGUUUACAAGGGCACCUUGGAGCUGGCUGGUCGUGAACAGGAAGUCAUCAUAAAAACAGUGACAGAAGUGGCGUCGGCUUAUCAGGCGUCAUUGUUAGUGGUGGAGGGCUCCCAGCUGGCAGGACUGGUGCAUGCAAACAUUGCGCCGCUCGCGGCCGCCUGUCUGGAUAGCUCGUGUCCGUUGCUGGCGUACACAAGUACACCUGGCGAGCUGAAUUUAAAGUUAUACCUUACCGACGGGAAUCACCAUCCUGUGACCAGGGACUUGGUGAACGUUGGCGCGCAGGUUGCUAGGGCAGGGGCGUUCAUGCACGGCCGGGGACUUCUGCACAGGGACAUCGCCGCCCGAAACUGCCUGAUCGAGCCAAGCAGUCUCCGGGUGCGACUAGCUGACACUGCUCUGGCGCGGGAUCUGUUCCCUCAGGAUUACCAUUGUCUUGGCGAUAACGAGAACAGGCCCAUUCGUUGGAUGGCCUUGGAAACACUCCAGCACAAUCAAUACAGCACGGCUACGGACGUGUGGUCAUUCGGUGUGUUUCUCUGGGAGCUAGCGACACUAGGCCAGCAGCCGUACCUCGAAGUGGACCCGUUCGAAAUGAUGGCCUGUCUUCGUGAUGGUUAUCGAUUAGCGCAGCCUAGGCCAUGUCCAGAUGAGCUAUUCGCCGUGAUGGCGGUCUGUUGGCUAGGCUUGUUCCGUGAUCGGCCGACGAUGCCACAGCUCCUCGCCUAUUUGCAAGACUUCCACUACGCUCUCGGUGGACAUCGAAGAUCGACGAUUUCUCGAUCUUCUCAACUCUGCAGAAGAGAACCUCACGCGAACCACAAAAGCUUGGAGUCAGGAGGUGGCUCAUGGAAAGAAACAAUGACUCUCUUUUAA